Pterocles gutturalis (yellow-throated sandgrouse) is the source of this 940-nucleotide messenger RNA. It is a transcript of the gene SDR16C5, whose product is annotated as short chain dehydrogenase/reductase family 16C, member 5. Gene Ontology annotation, cellular component: lipid droplet. Gene Ontology annotation, molecular function: oxidoreductase activity, acting on the CH-OH group of donors, NAD or NADP as acceptor. The transcript is spliced from 6 exons. Lineage: Eukaryota; Metazoa; Chordata; Aves; Pterocliformes; Pteroclidae. The coding region runs from base 26 to 940 and encodes 304 amino acids. The record is from RefSeq and is a predicted model, not a curated record.
AGGUAUCUGAAGAAAUAGCCUCAAGAUGAACUUCUUUCUGGAAACAUUGAAAGUCAAUGGACUUGUUAUUUAUUACUUGCUGGAGUCACUGGUGUUCUUGGUUGUGCCUAGACGGAAGAAGAAUGUUAGUGGUGAAAUAGUAUUAAUAACAGGAGCGGGAAGUGGCAUUGGAAGACUCUUAUCUUUAAAGUUUGCCAGCCUUGGAGCCACAGUGGUUCUCUGGGACAUUAAUCAAGAGGGGCUCAAGGAGACAAGUAGACUGGCCAGACAAAAUGCAGGAGUGAGAGUACACUGUUACGUCUGUGACUGCAGCAAAAGGCAGGAUGUCUACAGAGUAGCUGAUAAGGUUAAAAAAGAAGUUGGCGACGUUAGCAUCCUAGUCAACAAUGCUGGUAUUGUAACUGGGAAGAGGUUUAUUGAUUCUCCAGAUUCACUUGUGGAAAAAACCAUGGAAGUGAACACAAUGGCACACUUCUGGACUUACAAAGCCUUCCUCCCAGCGAUGAUAGCCUCUAACCAUGGACACUUGGUUAGUAUUGCAAGCUCAGCAGGACUGACCGGAGUCAAUGGUCUUUCAGAUUACUGUGCAAGUAAAUUUGCAGCAGUUGGUUUUGCAGAGUCAGUUGAUUUAGAGAUGAGAAAGCUGAGAAAGACUGGUGUUAAAACAACAAUUGUCUGUCCUUACAUCAUAAACACAGGAAUGUUUGAUGGCUGUAGAGCCAAGUGGCCAACUCUGCUUCCCACUCUGGAGCCAGAGUAUGUGGCUGAGCAGAUAGUCACUGCUAUUCGGCGGAACCAAGAAAUAUUGUUGCUACCACGCAGUCUUUAUGUUUUAUUUGCUUUUAAAAGUAUCCUACCAGUGAAAGUAAGCGUUCUCCUUGCGGAGUAUUUUGGAAACCUCCACAUCAUGGAUAGCUUCAAAGGGCGAGCAAAGGACUGA